This is a messenger RNA of Tupaia belangeri chinensis (Chinese tree shrew), 2046 nucleotides long. RefSeq names its product NGFI-A binding protein 1 (gene NAB1). Gene Ontology annotation, biological process: negative regulation of DNA-templated transcription. Lineage: Eukaryota; Metazoa; Chordata; Mammalia; Scandentia; Tupaiidae. Bases 40 to 1500 code for a protein of 486 amino acids. Gene Ontology annotation, molecular function: transcription factor binding; transcription coregulator activity. The transcript has 7 exons. The record is from RefSeq and is a predicted model, not a curated record. Gene Ontology annotation, cellular component: nucleus.
UAUUUCUUUUCUUUUUGCAGGUUAAACCCAACCACAGUAAUGGCCGCGGCCUUACCCAGGACCCUGGGGGAGUUGCAGUUAUAUAGAAUAUUACAAAAAGCCAAUCUACUUUCUUAUUUUGAUGCCUUUAUCCAACAAGGUGGUGAUGAUGUCCAGCAACUCUGUGAAGCUGGAGAAGAGGAAUUUUUGGAAAUCAUGGCACUUGUGGGCAUGGCUAGUAAACCCCUUCACGUUAGAAGGCUACAGAAGGCUUUGAGAGACUGGGUUACAAACCCUGGCCUUUUUAAUCAGCCACUGACUUCCCUCCCUGUCAGUAGCAUACCCAUCUAUAAAUUGCCAGAAGGAUCUCCAACGUGGCUAGGAAUAACAUGCAGUAGCUAUGAAAGAAAUAGCAAUGCCCGGGAACCUCAUUUAAAAAUCCCCAAAUGUGCUGCCACCACCUGUGUGCAGAGCUUGGGACAGGGGAAGUCAGAUGUGGUGGGGAGCUUAGCACUGCAGAGUGCUGGUGAGUCCAGACUCUGGCAAGGCCACCAUGCCACUGAGAGCGAGCACAGUCUCUCCCCAGCAGACCUUGGCUCCCCAGCCUCCCCAAAGGAGAGCAGUGAGGCGCUGGAUGCUGCCGCUGCGCUGUCUGUGGCUGAGUGUGUGGAGCGAAUGGCCCCCACGCUGCCAAAAAGUGACUUGAAUGAAGUGAAAGAACUGCUAAAAUCCAACAAGAAGUUGGCCAAAAUGAUUGGUCACAUCUUUGAGAUGAGUGAUGACGAUCCGCACAAAGAGGAGGAAAUUAGAAAAUACAGUGCAAUAUAUGGCAGAUUUGACUCGAAGAGGAAGGAUGGCAAACAUCUCACACUUCACGAGCUCACUGUUAAUGAAGCGGCUGCUCAACUAUGUGUGAAGGAUAAUGCCCUGCUAACAAGAAGAGAUGAACUUUUUGCCCUGGCUAGGCAGAUUUCUCGAGAAGUCACAUAUAAAUAUACUUACAGAACCACAAAGUCAAAAUGUGGAGAAAGAGAUGAAUUAUCCCCGAAGAGGAUUAAAGUAGAGGAUGGGUUUCCAGACUUCCAGGAUUCCGUGCACACACUCUUCCAGCAGGCUAGGGCGAAGAGUGAAGAACUUGCCGCUCUUAGUUCACAGCCUGAAAAGGUGAUGGCAAAGCAGAUGGAGUUCCUUUGCACCCAAGCUGGCUAUGAGAGACUGCAGCAUGCUGAAAGACGACUGUCUACAGGACUUUACAGGCAAAGUUCGGAGGAGCACAGCCCUAAUGGCUUGACUUCUGAUAACUCAGAUGGACAAGGAGAAAGACCUUUGAAUCUCCGAAUGCCUAAUUUGCAGAACAGACAACCCCAUCAUUUUGUGGUGGAUGGGGAGCUGAGCAGACUUUACUCCAGUGAGGCAAAGUCCCACUCAUCAGAGAGCCUUGGGAUUUUAAAAGACUACCCUCACUCAGCAUUUACCUUAGAAAAGAAAGUCAUCAAAACAGAGCCCGAAGAUUCAAGAUAGCUGUGAUUCUCCCACUAUUCUCUGGAGAUGGCAUCAGAUUUAAGGAUAAUGCUCCAUCAUUGAAAUAAGCCUUAAUAACCAAUGUUGCCUCAUUCAGCUCAAACAGAUUUCAUAGCCAAAGCAUAAGGACUGGUACAAUAGUCUGUAUAAAUCAGGAAAAUAAAACAACAGCCACAAAAGAGAAGACAGAGAGUUGCAAUCUGUAGUAGAAAUACUGAUUCAUUCACAUUCCUGUGUAAGUCAUUUUAUGUAGAAAGGCUUACAGAUUAAUAUUGUAAGCAUUCAUUAUUUAAGAAUGUACAAUGUAUUUGUGUAAUUUAUAGAAGUAAAAUCUAGAUGUUGAGACCUGUUUUGGCCCAAUAGAUGUGGAUACAGUUUAUUUUACUUGAAAUUUUGUUGUCUACUUUAAGUGUGUUUAGCAUAAAUAUCAUUAUACAACAGUUUAGAAUCUUUGCAGUUAUAAAGAAAGCUUAAGAGACUUAGUUAUUGGCAGGCUGGCAGAAUGGAAAGCAAAUACUCAAUUUAAACAAAGGAAAAUAGCUGUGG